Molecule: messenger RNA, 1425 nt
Organism: Vidua macroura (Pin-tailed whydah)
Lineage: Eukaryota; Metazoa; Chordata; Aves; Passeriformes; Viduidae
Gene: GDF2
Product: growth differentiation factor 2
Exons: 2
Coding region: 1-1287 (428 amino acids)
Biological process (GO): SMAD protein signal transduction; BMP signaling pathway
Cellular component (GO): extracellular region
Molecular function (GO): growth factor activity; cytokine activity
Source: RefSeq, a predicted model, not a curated record
AUGUGUUGUUUUGGAGUAUUAGCUGCACUGUCUGUUUUCAACAUCAUUGCCUGUUUGACAAGAGGCAAGCCUUUGGAAGACUGGGACAGGCUAUCAGCUAUGGGAAAGUCUGAUGCACAUUUUCAUGAUCCUGGGGAAGUAGAAGAUGAGACCCAUUUCAACUUUAAAUCUUUCUUGGAGAAUAUGAAGAUGGAUUUACUAAGAAGUUUGAAUUUGUCAAGAGUACCCUCACAAGUGAAGACCAAAGAAGAACCACCACAGUUCAUGAUUGAUUUAUACAACAGAUAUGCUGCAGACAAGUCCUCCAUCCCUGCAUCCAAUAUUGUAAGGAGCUUCAGUACUGAAGAUGUUGUUUCUUUAGAUUCACCAGAAGAAAACCCAUUUCAGAAACACAUUUUGUUCUUCAACAUCUCUAUUCCACAAUAUGAGGAAAUCACCAGAGCUGAGCUGAGAAUUUAUAUCUCCUGUCACAGGGAAGUUGGGUCUCUCUCGAGGCUGGAAGGAAACAUGGUAAUUUAUGAUGUUCUAGAUGAUGGCCACUGGGAAAACCCAGAAAGUACCAAAUCUUCCCUUGUCUCCCACAAUAUCCAGGAAUGCGGUUGGAAGAUGUUUGAAGUGUCCAGCGCUGUGAAAAGAUGGGUCAGGGCAGACAAACUGGAGACUAAAAAUAAGCUAGAGGUUGUUAUAGAGACUAAAGCUCUGAGUGGUUUUACUUGUGGGAAACUGGAUGUCAGUGUUACCCCUGACACAAAAAACCUGCCCCUGUUAGUAGUGUUCUCCAAUGACCGCAGCAAUGGAACAAAGGAGACCAAAGUGGAGCUCCGCGAGAUGAUUGUUCACGAACAAGAAAGUGUGCUCAAGAAACUAGGGAAGAACAACACUUCAUCUGAAGAGGAACAGCAGGGAGAGGAAAAGGCCAUCACUGGAUCCCACCUGCAUUCCUCCAGAAGCAAGAGAAGUGUUGGAGCCAACCACUGCAGGAGAACUUCCCUCCAUGUGAACUUUGAAGAGAUUGGUUGGGAUUCCUGGAUCAUUGCACCAAAAGAUUAUGAGGCUUUUGAGUGUAAAGGAGGUUGCUUCUUCCCUCUGACAGAUAACGUCACUCCAACUAAACAUGCUAUUGUCCAAACUCUGGUGCAUCUCCAAAAUCCAAAAAAAGCCUCCAAGGCCUGUUGUGUUCCAACCAAACUGGAUGCAAUCUCCAUUCUUUAUAAGGAUGAUGCUGGUGUGCUCACUUUAAUAUAUAACUAUGAAGGGAUGAAAGUGGCAGAAUGUGGCUGCAGGUAGCAUACAAGGCAGAGUCUCUAAGAAUAGGAAGAUCCCCUUUUUCUGUUCUGUGUAAAUCUGUACAAUAGUGAUGCAAAUGAAGACCAUUGCAAAUAGGGUUUGGAGCAGGGUAUGGGGCUGGUUGUUGUUGCUGCUUGU